CCAAAACCUGAACGGCCCAAAUCAUAUAACGCCUUCCUUUUUUCUUCAACUGAGAAAAAGCCUAGAAUUUAAGAUAAGCCUUAGAACCUCGCCGGAGUUUGGCGCCCUCACCGAAACAAAGCCAUGGCGUUAGACCGAGCACUACACGCAGCAACCUCCACAAACUUCCUCACAAACCCACAAAUCCCCUCUAUAUCCCCAAACACAACGACCACCACCCACAACCACUUGGCCUUCGCGCGACGUCGUUUCAGCUUCAAAUGCGCGGUGGAGUACAGCAGAGACCACUACAGCAGCAGCGUCCAAGUUCCGGUGGCGCAUCCUAGACCGGCGGAGGUCCAGUGGAAGAAGGAGCUCUGUAAUACGGUGCAACUCAUCGGCGUCGUCGGUCUUCCCGUCGAAAUUAAGCACCUUCCCUCCGGUAAAGUCCUCGCCUGGACCCGCCUCGCCGUCAAGAAAUCCGCCACCGACACCUCAUGGAUCAAUUUGACAUUUUGGGACGAGCUAGCGCAUGUUGCUUUUCAGCAUUUAGAGAAAGGCCAUCAGAUAUAUGUUUCUGGAAGACUGAUUUCAGAUGCUGUUGAAACCAAUGAGGGGAAACAGCAGACCUACUAUAAGGUUGUUGUUCAGCAACUGAAUUUUGUUGAAAAGAGCUCCCCAACGGCGAAUGGUGGUCAGGACUCGGAUUCCUUUACACCAGGCAGAAGUUCUAGCCACAGCUUUACAAAGCACACAGAAACCACACAAGAAUUGUGGCAAGCAUUCUUUGCUAAUCCAGUAGAGUGGUGGGAUAAUAGGAAGACCAAGAGGAAUUCAAAAUAUCCAGAUUUUAAGCACAAAGACACUGGAGAAGCCUUGUGGAUUGAAGGCCGGAACAAUCCUCCAUGGGUGAAGUCCCAACUUGCUAUACUGGAUACAAGAAUGGGGACCGCUAAUGAUCAAGAUCUUAAGACGCAUUCAAACCUGUUUGCUGAUGAUAAUUUUUUCUAAGUGCUUGAAGAGGUAGCUGUAGGAAAACAAUCGACGAAGGGGGUGAUUGUUGUAUAUUAUCACUUUUUGUUGAAAAUAUUGAAAAAUUCAGCUUUGUUUACAUGGUAUGUAGUCUUUCCAAUUACAUGAUGUUCUAGUGAUUGGUUCUGUUGUACUAAUUGAAAGUUUGUACCUUCAUCGAGGGUCAGGUUUCAGAUCAUUUCUAAGUGUUGUGGUUCCGUUGGCACAAA
This is a messenger RNA of Rosa chinensis, 1220 nucleotides long. RefSeq names its product protein OSB2, chloroplastic. The transcript has 5 exons. The record is from RefSeq and is a predicted model, not a curated record. Gene Ontology annotation, biological process: positive regulation of helicase activity; mitochondrial DNA replication. Gene Ontology annotation, molecular function: single-stranded DNA binding. The coding region runs from base 124 to 990 and encodes 288 amino acids. NCBI's taxonomy places the organism in Eukaryota, Viridiplantae, Streptophyta, Magnoliopsida, Rosales, Rosaceae. Gene Ontology annotation, cellular component: mitochondrial nucleoid.